AUGCCAAAAGCGGAAAAUUUGACCGCAAAUCUUAUUGCCACUGUUGCAUUUGUAUGCAUUGGCUCGCUCCAAUUUGGCUAUCAUAUGGCCGAAUUGAAUUCGCCCGAAGCGAUUCUUUCGUGUAGAAAGUCUGUUCCAGGCGCAGAGCCAUACGAACAGUCUUUUUUCGGAUCCAGAGGAUUUCCCAGAUGUACUCCCUUAUCCAAUGAGCAAGUCGGCCUAGUUACAUCUAUUUUCAGUAUCGGAGGGCUCGUUGGAUCUUUCUACGUGGGCACAGUUGCUGAUUCGAUUGGCAGAAAAAAAACGGCUUUAUUACAUAAUGUGGUGUUUUUCGUGGGCUCAGCCUUGAAUGGGGUUAGCAAUUCUUACUACGUUUUACUUUCUGGCCGUUUUAUUGCUGGCAUUGGCGCUGGGUCUGCACUAGUUGUGACUUCAUUAGUUAUCAACGAGAUUGCGCCUGCCCCAUACAAAGGAUUUUUGGGCUCUAUGAACCAAGUGUCAGUUAACAUUGGAAUUUUGCUUACUCAGAUUCUAGCAUUGUGGUGGGGUAACGACAAUGACUGGCGUUUACUUUUGUUCAUGGGUGCCGUGAUCGCGGCUGUAAACUUUGUCUUGGUUCUCCUUUACGUCGAAGAGUCGCCAUUAUGGCUCCUUAACAGUGGGUUCAGCGCUAAAGCAUUCACGACUCUUCACAGGCUUCGUGGUGGUGAUUAUGCUAGCGCACGAUUAGAAGUGAAUAGCUGGAAGAGCGAUUCUCUGUCAAAUACGUCAAACGCUACUCCAGAACAGGACAGCUUGCUCCAAGAGGAGGAUGUGGCAGAUCCAUCUCCCUCUCAUCAAGAUGGAAAAGUUUCACUAAAAAAAUAUCUCACUUCCUCGGAGUAUACCAAUUCAAAGAUUGUGGCCACGGGAAUUUUAGUGCUUCAGCAGUUUUGCGGAAUUAACUCGAUUAUAUUCUAUGGAGUUUCUGUGUUGAUCUCUAUUUUCCCCAACGAAUCCGUACUCAUUAAUUGCAUGAUUUCUGUGGUCAAUGCCGUGGUGACAUUUGCAUCAGCACCAUUGGUAGAUAAGUUGGGCAGAAAACCAUUACUUUUAACAUCAGUAACAUUCAUGGGAUUGCUGUCGACAAUUUUGGGAUUGGGGAUUAUUUACACGAACGCAGUAUUAUCUAUAAUUGGCACAUUCGUGUACAUUACGUUCUUUGCAAUCGGAUUGGGUCCGAUCCCAUUUUUAUUGGUUGGGGAGGUCACACAACCAAAGGCUAAAGCGCUGGCGCAAAGUUGGGGUGUCACAAUGAACUGGUUAGCAACGUUCAUUGUAGGGUUUUUGUUUCCCAUUUUAAAGAACUCAUGGAUUGGUGGAGGAGUUUAUUACAUUUUUACUGCCAUGUGUGCAUUGUCUUAUCUCUUCAUCAAGAACUACAUUCCUGAAACAAAGGGCCGGAACACCUAUGAAGAGGUCUGGGGUAGGUCAUGA
Messenger RNA from Clavispora lusitaniae ATCC 42720, 1476 nucleotides. RefSeq names its product Hgt18p (gene HGT18). The record is from RefSeq and is a predicted model, not a curated record. Gene Ontology annotation, molecular function: hexose transmembrane transporter activity. Gene Ontology annotation, biological process: monosaccharide transmembrane transport. Lineage: Eukaryota; Fungi; Ascomycota; Pichiomycetes; Serinales; Metschnikowiaceae. Gene Ontology annotation, cellular component: membrane.